This is a messenger RNA of Mauremys mutica (yellowpond turtle), 678 nucleotides long. Its product is annotated as 60S ribosomal protein L10a-like. The coding region runs from base 1 to 459 and encodes 152 amino acids. The transcript has 4 exons. Lineage: Eukaryota; Metazoa; Chordata; Testudines; Geoemydidae. The record is from RefSeq and is a predicted model, not a curated record.
AUGAGUUUGGUGGAGCUCAGCCCAACUCCCAGCAGCCUGGUAUUCACCUCACACAAGCACCACAACUGGCAGCAACUCAGGCCGCCUGCUAAGAAGUACAGUGGCUUUCUGGCUUCAGAGUCCCUGAUCAAACAGAUUCCUCUCAUCUUGGGUCAGGGUCUGAACAAAGCUGCCAAGUUCCCCUCCCUCUUUGCUCACAAUGAAAACAUGGUGGCCAAGGUCAAUGAAGUCCAGUCUAUCAUCAGAUUUCAAAUGAAAAAGGUGCUUUGUCUGGCAGUGGCUGUUGGCCAUGUAAAAAUGACUAAAGAUGAGCUAGUCUACAACUUUCACCUGGCCAUCGACUUCCUGGUGUUCUUGCUGAAGAACUGUCAGAAUGUGCAUGUUGUACAUCAAGAGCACCAUGGGGAAACCACAGCGCCUCUACUAAACUGGCAUGGCCAGUCUCCUGCACCCUGCUGACUUUCUUCCUCCUCGCCGCCUGCAGCAUCUGUGAAACGGAGCAGAAAGGCUACUGUGAGAAUAUCAUCACCAAAAGGCACCGGGAUAAGCUGCAGGAGCUGGUAAGUAUCAUGCCCAGCCAGCAUGGCUGGUGGGAUGGGAUCUAGAACAUUAGAGGGUGAGGCUGGGGCCUGGUCCUAGCCAGGUGUCCAUGCGAUGCGAGUGCUUGGUGUCCUUCAG